Messenger RNA from Fusarium redolens, 1728 nucleotides. RefSeq lists its product as uncharacterized. Lineage: Eukaryota; Fungi; Ascomycota; Sordariomycetes; Hypocreales; Nectriaceae. The record is from RefSeq and is a predicted model, not a curated record. The coding region runs from base 1 to 1728 and encodes 575 amino acids. The transcript is spliced from 3 exons.
AUGCCCCGCCCUAGCACGGUAGAGAUAGAUGAUCAGGUGGAUGAUGCGAGCUCUGCCGUUGGGACAGAAUAUGGCAGUGCGCAUUCUGAUAACUUCAAUCAAGAGGAUCCACACCCUCUGCCAGAACAAUUCAUUCCUCCAGGGUCCAGUUCUACCCAAAUAUCCUCGGACCAAUCACAACCUCCUCCAACUCGUUUCAAUCCGGAGCAAAUGAAUGCUGAACCUCCAUCUCACGCCUAUAACAGCUCGGCUCCGUCAGCUUUUGGUCACUCGAUAGCCAACAAAAUGGAAGCAUCAGCUGGCCAAAAACCCUCUGAAGUUGUUGCUGGCGAAAAUCAUAACCUCUUGAAUGUACAGGUUUUCACGGAACAUCUCGCACGGAGACGCUUCAACAAUAAAAAAGAAUAUAUACUAUCCGUACCGCCCAACCAUAAUACCUCGACUCCGUCAUAUUCUGAUGACUCGAUAGACGAUGAACGGGAUCAAUACAAUCAAUCUAGCUUCACUUCUGAGCAACUUUCCAAGCUUCUCCAACCCAAACUCUUCGUCAAAAAGAACGAAAAGGCUUUACUUCUGCCCGUCCUCAAAAGCUCGGCUCAGACCUAUUCCAGUGGCUCGAUGGAGUAUAGGGUGAAAGCGUUGGUUGGCCCCGACAGAUAUCGAAUCGAUGCAUUACCUGAUACUGGCGCCAAACGUAACUUCGUUUCCCAGCAGCUUGUCGUGAAGCUUGGACUCGUACCCAAAGUCAGCACAAAAGAAAAGUUCCGGCUACCUACGGGGGCAACAAUCAAGUCUUACGGCACAGUAGAUGUCCCUUUCACUUUCUUAGGAGAAUCAGAGCAACACUUGCUUGACUGUUGUAUCCUCCCCAAAUGCACUCAAGAUCUCAUCCUGUGUCAAGCUUUUCUCAAAGCUACGGGUACUCUGACCAAAUUCACUCACCGUAUCACAAAAUCGUUGAGAAAGUUUACCUCUCGUCUUAGGUUUAAUCUUAUCGAGAACGAUACCUGUUGUCUGCAGGGAAGGUUUGAUGACAUACCUUCACUUGCUCUGGCCGACACAGGCUGCGACGCAAUGUUGAUAUCAACAAACUUUGCUAAGCGACACUCCCUGGAAAUUGAUCGGGAUGUGGAGCACAGGCGCAUCAUUGAAUACGCCGAUGGUUCUCUGGAUAUCACUGCUGGUAUCGUUCACAGUACUACUUGGCAGUUCCGCAGUUCGUGGGACAAGAUCCACUGUAACUUUUAUGUACUUGAUGGUCUCAAAGCAGAUAUCAUAUUGAGCAGUCAUUUCAUUUUUGAACACGACGUAUUUUCGCAAUACGAGCUUGAUGUGGUCGAUAAUAGUCUUGUUCCGGAACAAGACUUUGGAGAUCUUUACAACAUUCGGCUAAUCAGUCACUAUAGCUCUGCGCUGCAGUACCUUGAGACUUCUUCCAUCGCCGACAUGAAUUCACCCGGUUCUUUCAGCCCGGAGGCAAUCAAAGCUGAGAGGGUUCGACGUGAUCUGAUUCGAGACGCGAUCAACGCUCUUCCCCUGGACCAACAGGAUCAGGCUCGCAUUGAUGAGAGAAACAGGCAAGAAAUAUGGGACGGCUACCGGAAAAGACAUUUCGAGAGAGAAGGGGGAAUCACGGAUUCCACUCAGCAGGUUCUGGUUGUUCGAAAACAACGCUGGUGGGAUAAAGGGAUGGUCUGGAGACGAUUGAGAAGGAGAUUGACCAAGUGA